CUGUUGUAGUUUCAGCAAAAGUGAAAGUGAAAAUAUCAGAGUGAGAGACAGAGUCUGUAAAAUGGAGGCUAAAGCUUUGAUUCCUGAGGACGAGCUCUGUUGCCCUGUAUGUUGUGAUAUUUUUAAAGAGCCUGUUGUCCUGAAAUGCAGCCACAGCUUUUGUAGAGUAUGUCUGAAGCAGUACUGGGAUGAGAAGAGCUCUCAAGAGUGUCCCAUCUGCAGGAGAAAGGCCUUUAUGGAGGAUCCUCCUAUAAACCUGGCCUUAAGAAGCAUCGUGGAGUCCUACUUAAAGCAGAAGACUGAGAGAGAAACUACAGACAAGAGUGAUGCUCACUGUCCUCUUCAUGGCGAGAAACUUCUAUUAUUCUGUGAACAUGACAAAGAGCCUCUCUGUCGCAUCUGUCAGACUUCAAAAAAACACAGAAACCACCCGGUCUGUCCAGUGGAAGAGGCUGCACUGGAGCUGAAGGAGGAACUCAAGCCUGCACUUAAUCUUAUUAAAGAAAAACUGAAGAGGUUUACUGAGGUUGAACAAGAAUGUAAGAAAACAGCAGAACAUAUCAGGAAUCAGGCCCAGCACACAGAGAGGCAGAUAAAGGCAGAGUUUGAGAAGCUCCACCAGUUCCUGCGAGAGGAUGAGGAGGCCAGACUAGCUGCUCUGAGGGAAGAAGAGGAGCAGAAGAGUCAGAUAAUGAAGGAGAAGAUAGAAAACAUCACAGGAUACAUCUCCACACUUACAGACAAAAUCACAGCGAUAGAGAAGGCAAUGGACACUGAAGACACCUCCUUUUUACAGAGCUACAAGAACAUCAAGGAAAGAGCCCAGUGCACACUGCAGGAUCCAGAGCUGCUCUCAGGGGCACUGAUAGAUGUGGCCAAACACCUGGACAACCUGAAGUUCAGAGUCUGGGAGAAGAUGCUGGGGGUGGUGCAGUACACUCCUGUGGUGCUGGACCCCAAUACUGUACAUACCAAAGUCUCUCUCUCUGAUGAUCUGACCACUGUGAGACACACAGGUACAGGCCAGAAAUAUCCUGACAACCCAGAGAGGUUUAAUCCCUGUGUGAGUGUGCUGGGAUCUGAGGGGUUUACCUCAGGGAAACACAGCUUGGAGGUGAAGGUUGGGAAUGAACCUGUGUGGGAUAUAGGAGUGGUGAAGGAGUCCAUCAGUAGGAAGGGAAAUAUAACAUACACCCCAAAGAGAGGAUUCUGGGUCUUAAUGCUGAGGGAUGGUGAUGAGUACUGUGCAGGUGGAGUUACUGACCUCACACUGAAGAGGAAGCCCCAGAGCAUCAGAGUGCAGCUGGACUAUGACAGGGGGGAGGUGUCCUUCUUCGACUCCAGUGACAUGUCACUCAUCUACACUUUUACAGACACAUUUACUGAGAGAGUGUUUCCGUACUUCUGUCCCGGUUUGAAAGGAGAUAAGAAUGACGGACUCCUGCAAAUAUGCCCACUGACAGUCUCUCUGAAAGUGACUCAAACCAGUGACGGUAUUUGUUUUAAAAAAAUAGAUGGUGUACUUUUAAGGAAUGUUUGUUGUUUCUAAUCUGCUUCAGCAUACCUUACCUGGUUGCUGACUUGGGUACUCUGGAGUUGACUUGCUGGAGAUGUGAAUUGUCCAAAGGGAGCUGGUUGAUGGCCUACCAAAACCAAAUGGAAGGCAGGCACACACAGAGCAAACAGUGGCCAUUUGGUUAAUGUAAUCAGCCUCAGUAUGCAUGAAUAAUGAUUUGGGACAGACCAGAGGAAGUGCAAAGGGGGGUGUUUUAAUAGUCUGUCAGAAGAGAGCAGACAUGCAUACAGAGGUAACAGUUACUGCUUGAUUUCCUGCAACCUCAUUUCUAGAUUUUAUUCUGGAAAAGGGGUACAAAGCUGGUGCUUGAACAACACUGUAUUGUAACUUACCUGCGUUGCUCUUACCUUGUUCUUUCAUGCUGUAGAGGAUACUCUUUUUGCUUGUUAAUAUAAAUUGGUAUUGAUCUAAACUCUUGAACUGCAAAUAUUACUUCAUACGUAAAGAGUACUGUAGAGGAAAUUCAUUUAAUAAUUAUGAUGAAUUAAUUUAGUAUGUUUUGGGUUUUGCUUUGAUCUGAAUCACAAGACAAAACAUUUCAUGUAAUUUUUAUACAUAAGUCAAAUGUGCUUUUUAUCAGUUUUUAUUCGUUUUCCAUUGUAA
Molecule: messenger RNA, 2179 nt
Organism: Anguilla anguilla (European eel)
Lineage: Eukaryota; Metazoa; Chordata; Actinopteri; Anguilliformes; Anguillidae
Product: tripartite motif-containing protein 35-like
Exons: 7
Coding region: 62-1549 (495 amino acids)
Molecular function (GO): zinc ion binding; protein binding
Source: RefSeq, a predicted model, not a curated record